AUGUUCCAACGGCCCGACAGCAGCGGCCUCGGUCGACGUCGGCUGAGGAAGAUGGAUAGCCAGGGACAGCCGAUUCCGGAGGCGGAGGAGGAGACCGAUCGGAUCACCCGCAUGGGGAGGAUUUAUUACAAGAUUCUGAACUUUAGCAUCGUCACGAGGUACUUCAUUUAUGUGCUGCCGCUGGCGUUGGCGAUUGCGAUCCCCAUCAUCGUGGGGGCCACGGCGGCGAAGAAGGCGAAGUUGGGUGGGGUGAGGAUCGUGUGGUUUUUUACGUGGAUAGAGAUCGUAUGGCUCAGUGUCUGGGUGGCCAAGAUCGUGGCACAUUUCCUCCCAAUAGUCUUCCAGGCUCUCGCCGGCGUCGUGAGCUCAGGGACACGAAAGUACGCAUUGAUCCUCAAGAAGCUCGAGAUUCCCAUUUCCUUAGUCGGAUGGGCAGUCACCUCUCUCGCCACGUUUAUUCCACUCAUGACCCGAAACCCGGAUGGCCGUGAAAAAGGCGCCGAAGUCAAACCGUGGAUGUCCAUCGUGCAAAAAAUUCUGGCGGCUGCACUGGUGUCCGCGAUUAUCCUCCUCCUGGAACGCGUUAUCAUCCAGCUCAUCAGCAUCAAUUAUCAUAAGCGACAGUUCGAGCAACGGGUCAAGGGUUCCAAGCGGAAUGUAUACUUGCUGUCGAUUCUCUACGAUGCGUCCCGAACGCUCUUCCCUGCCUACUGUAACGAGUUCGCGGAUGAAGAUUACACCAUUUCCGAUACCGUGGGGAUGCUCGCUGGUCCGAAGGCCCACGGGAGGCGCCAGGGGCGCGCGACGCCAAUGCGACUGGUCAGGGAUGUUGGAAGGGUUGGCGAUAAGUUGACGUCCGCAUUUGGCAAUAUUGCUUCGGAGAUCACUGGAAAGCAGGUCUUCAAUCCCAACUCCGCCCAUUCCAUCGUAGUCCUUGCUCUCGAAAAGAAAACUUCAUCGGAAGCUCUCGCUCGCCGGUUGUGGAUGUCCUUCGUCGUUGAAGGCCGUAACGCUCUUUUCGAGGAGGAUAUAGUCGAGGUCUUGGGACCCACCCGCACGGAAGAAGCUGCCGAAUGCUUCAAUGCCAUCGACCAGGACGGCAACGGCGAUAUCAGCCUGGAAGAGAUGAUCAUGACCGUUACUCAAUUCGGACGCGAGCGAAAGUCCAUCGCCAGCAGCAUGCAUGACGUCGACCAAGCGAUCAACGUCCUCGACGGCCUCCUGUGCGCCGUCGUUUUCGUCAUCUGCAUCUUCAUUUUCGUCGCGUUCCUCAACGCAUCGUUCACGACGACCCUCGCCACCGCUGGUACCGCGCUUCUGUCGAUGUCCUUCGUCUUCGCCACCACCUGCCAAGAGGUGCUCGGAUCCUGCAUCUUCCUCUUCGUCAAGCACCCCUACGACAUCGGCGACCGGGUCGACAUCUCCAAGGAAUUCCUCAUCGUGGAGCGCAUCUCCCUCCUCUACACCGAGUUCAAAUCCGUCACCACCAGCAAAUGCGUGCAGAUCCCCAACAUCGUCCUCAACUCCCUCUGGGUCGAGAACAUCACCCGCUCUAAAGCUAUGCGCGAGCCUAUUUCCAUCUCCGUCUCCUUCGACACCUCCUUCGAGGACCUCGCCCUCCUCAAAUCCGAACUCACCGCCUUCGUCACCCACAAAGACAACUGCCGCGACUUCCAACCCGACCUCGACGUCGAGCUGCUCUCUGUCGGCGACAUGUCCAAGCUCGAACUCCGCGUCGACAUGCGCACCAAGUCCAACUGGUCCAACGAGACCCUCCGCACCGCCCGCCGCAGCAAGUUCAUGUCCGCCCUCGUCCUCGCCCUUCGCAAGGUCCCCAUCUACGGCCCCGGUGGCGGCGGCCUCUCCCUCGGCGACGCCGGCAACCCCAGCUACUCUGUCGCCAUUACUCCGGACACCGCUGAACAGAACAAGAAAACCGCCGCCGACACCAUGGACGCGAAGCGCAUGGUGCCCGCCAACCCCAAGCCAGACGACUCCACAUCCCCCGGCUCCAACACGGCAUUCGCCUCCAGCCCCGGCUCCAACGACCCCCCACCUCAAGGCCACUCCACCGGCAUUGCCCCCCACGCCGAGCUCUCUGCCAUGAACACCCUCACAUCCCGUCCCGUCGGUUACGACCGCGCGCGCGACGACGCCUUCCGCCAGCGCCGCUCGGAGGACAACAUCUCCGCGCUGUCCGGCCCUGGGCUCGGCGAGCGGCCGAGCUACGACGUGCGGGAGAUGGACGAAGUACGCGGAUUACUACGAGAGCAGAGCGGCGGGAAGCGGAAGGCCGGCGGCGGACCGGCGUCGACUCCGUAUAGCGAAUCAUCCGCCCCACCAGCCACCUAUCCCGCCACCGGGCAGUCGAGCACGCAGGGCGCGGGAUACCCGCCGCAGGUAUCCCUGAAUCAGAGCACCGGCUACGGGCAGGGGCUCAGCAUGACCCCCUCCACGGAGCACAGCGUGUACCCGGUCCCGUACCAGCCGCCCAGUGGCGCGUCAUAUCAGCAAUACGGCGCACAGCCGAGCAUGCCGCCGCCGCAGGGACCGCCGCCGGUGUCGCCGGUGUCGCCGCCGACGCCGACGCGGAAUGCGUUUGCGCAGCAGCAUAUGCAACAGGGAGGGUAUGCGCAGGGGCAGGGACAACAGCAGCAGCAACAGCAGCAGGGACGAAUUCCAAGAAGGGGGGUGGAUAGGGAGGAGUAA
Eremomyces bilateralis CBS 781.70 is the source of this 2709-nucleotide messenger RNA. RefSeq lists its product as uncharacterized. The coding region runs from base 1 to 2709 and encodes 902 amino acids. Gene Ontology annotation, cellular component: membrane. NCBI's taxonomy places the organism in Eukaryota, Fungi, Ascomycota, Dothideomycetes, Eremomycetales, Eremomycetaceae. The transcript has 3 exons. Gene Ontology annotation, biological process: intracellular calcium ion homeostasis; calcium ion transmembrane transport. Gene Ontology annotation, molecular function: calcium ion binding; calcium channel activity. The record is from RefSeq and is a predicted model, not a curated record.